AUGUCUGUGGAAUCGACAGCAACUUCCUCAGCUUCGCAAAUGCCGGCUUUUAAAAAUCGUCUCGAUGUAUAUCUUCAACCGUCAAAACCACUGCAACCAAGUCUAUCUCACAAUGAUCAUUUACCUCCUGCAAGACAUUCUAUAAACGUUACAACAAGAGACCAUCAUCAUAAUCAGCAGCAACAGCAACAACAACAACAGCAGAAUGGUUCGCGACCCCGAACAAUGUCGGCGUCAGAAGAAGCGUCUGCUGAUACCGUUGGUGAAUUAACAACAGUACCAUCGUAUUCAAAUAGGCAUUUACAUAAACGCGAUAGACGUAGUAGUGACAUGAAAGGUGCAAGUGAACAUCAUGACACCUCCGCUGUUGAUCGACGUAAUUCCUCACCUCAAGUUUACUUGAAUGCGCUUUUUUCUCAUGGCUUUCGCAAUACAAAACAUCAUCACAAAGCUAGUACCAAAGAAGAAGGAAAUAACAAUCCAAUGACAAGCAACAAUGUAAAUGCUUCAAAUAUUGCCCCUUCGACGCAUGUUAACGAUGUGACGGCAAUUAAAACAGAUGCAUUCUCUACAUCGAAAAUGCCGCCGACAGUUGCAAAUGGGCUUCGAUUAGUAAAUUCGCAAAGUAAUGAUCGUUUGUCAUCAAACCAGCCAGAAGAUGUACCGGUUCAAUCAUUGUUCACUAUGGAUGCCUGGACAUCUGAACCACGAACAGCUGAACCGUUUAGACACGAUUCGAAUACUCCACCUUGUGUAGCAGAAAACUAUCGUGCUCAUUUCUACGACUAUUUUCAUGUUAAUUAUUGUGGUGAAUUUGAACACGAGGGGCCAUUUCUAGCAUCUCUGCGAGUAAUGCACCAGAAACUACCUGCACCAGAUAACUCCGAAGCGCGAGCUAUUGUUCGCACGCCCGUUCGUAAUUAUGUUAUAUCUGAACCGUUGAAUGAGGCUAAUGAACAACACAUUCUCCAAGUGUUAUUUGAUAAAAUCAACUUUUCAUCUGUUCGAACUUAUGGAACUAUUGGUGAUCCGAAAACAAAUGAAAAAGUCUACGCAUUUGAUAAAAUCAAUGAUGAGAGAUAUAAUUGUAAGAUUGGAGUACUUUACCAAAGCUCAAAUCAAGUUAAUGAACUACAAAUUCUUGGCAAUGAUUCACUAACAGAUGAAUUACGCGUUUUUCUCGAAAGUAUUUCCAAACCAGUUUCCUUGAAAGGAUUUCCAAACUAUCGCGGUGAUUUGGAUACCAAAGAUGACUUACAUGGUGAAUAUUCUUACUAUACUGUUCAUGAGAACCAUGAAAUCAUGUUUAAUGUCGCACCGAUUGUCCCAAGUACAAAAACCAAUGGACAGUAUAUCGAAAGAAAAGGCUUGAUUGGUAAUGCUUUUGUUUGUAUUAUUUUCCAAGAACCAGACGCGAUCUUUUCGCCGGAUUUUAUAUCAGGAAAAGUGACACAGAUUUAUAUUAGUGUUCAACCCGUCACUAUCGAAAAUCAACUUUACUAUAAAAUUUGCAUCUGGCGUCGAAAUGAUAUUACAGCGCAAAUCUGGCCACCUGGUGGAGUUUAUAAAUUCGAUCAGUCAUUUGUCUCGUUUUUCCUUACGUUACUACUCAAUGCAAUCAAUGUCGCUGUUGAAUCACCUAGUCUUCGAAGGCAAAUAUCCGAACAGCGACAACGACUAAAAUGCGAAGAAUUGAGGAAACUAGCACAUAUGUUUAGUGUCGGUCCUAUACCAGAUAUGCACAUUGAAUACGAUUAUAGUCAACAUUGGGUCGAAGCACGACCUAAUGCACGCAGUGAAAGUUUUGCUGGUACUUCGUCGACUGGAACAAAUGAGACCACAAGUACAGUAUCUGGUCGGUCAUCACCCGUUCCAAAGAAGAGAGGCUUUUCCAAGAAACUACUUGGCGUGUUUUCGGGUCGGUCUGGAUCAGUCACAUCAGCAUCUUCGAAUUAUACGAAUAGCGAUACAUCAUCAGCUAAUUCCCAACCAUCAGCAUCCGAUGCUUCAACAGCAUUAGGUCGAACGGUCUCUCACAGUACGAAAGAACCUGUUAAACGUGCACCUUCCGUGAAACUGAAUCAAGCUCCAGCCGCACCUCCUCGUCCAACAAGCUCUCUCACAUUUCAGAAUAUCGUUGUGCAACCAGCCACUCCGUCUGGUGCUCCAGCAAAUCCUUUUCCUUCCGACAACAGUCUAACAAGCAACAAUUUCUUGAAUACGGCUGCUCUAACCAUUGAAUCCCGUAGUCGUUCUAAUUCUUCGCCAGAACAUCAUAAUCCUUCUAACAAGUCGCCAUAUGUUCCUAUAAUGCGAUCAAUACGAGAGAUAUGAUCGCAAUCAUCUCAUGCGUCAACAAUUGAUGAAGAAAGUCGAUCAGCUAACAUAACCGAUGAAGAAACUGAUGAUGAUGAUGAUGGUGAUGAGUUCAAGAACAAUUCAAACGACGAUGACAAUUCAUCGAAUCCUCCAGUACCAUCAUCAUCGAUUAUGAAUAUGUCUUGA
Adineta ricciae is the source of this 2505-nucleotide messenger RNA. The record is from the annotation of a GenBank genome assembly. NCBI's taxonomy places the organism in Eukaryota, Metazoa, Rotifera, Eurotatoria, Adinetida, Adinetidae.